AUGGACUGUGGCGCGCGGCGGCGGGCCCCGCUUCCCCGCAGGCGGCGCGCUCCGUCGCCAGAUCAGGCGGCACUGGCUUGGUGGGGGGGCGGGGGCGGGCCCUCCACCUGGCAGGAGCGUCCUGGCCUCUCGGGCGAGGCCCCCGCGCCCGCGCAGCCCCGGGCCCGCGCGGAGCCCUACGGCGGCGGCGGCGGCCGACGCCGGGAGAAGGCGCGCCCAGUCGCCGGCGCCGAGCAGGCGGCGAGCGGCGGCCACGCGCAGAGGGGGGUAGUGGAGCGCGCUCGCCCAGAGCGGGCAGCGGGCGACGGCCCGCGCGGCGCGGGCGGGCCCGGCGCCGUCGCCGACGUCGCCGACGUGGACGCCCCGAGCAGCGGCUCCGGCGCGGGCGCUGGCGGCGCUGGGCCCGUGGCGGUCGGCGGCCGGCGCGGCGAGGCGGGCGCGCCCGACGGCUCGAAGACCAGCGGGGGCAGUGGCACGGCGGCAAGGCCCGCCUCGUAG
Molecule: messenger RNA, 498 nt
Organism: Prorocentrum cordatum
Lineage: Eukaryota; Dinophyceae; Prorocentrales; Prorocentraceae
Source: the annotation of a GenBank genome assembly